This is a messenger RNA of Melanotaenia boesemani (Boeseman's rainbowfish), 8430 nucleotides long. It is a transcript of the gene scrib, whose product is annotated as scribble planar cell polarity protein. Gene Ontology annotation, molecular function: protein binding. The transcript has 44 exons. The record is from RefSeq and is a predicted model, not a curated record. NCBI's taxonomy places the organism in Eukaryota, Metazoa, Chordata, Actinopteri, Atheriniformes, Melanotaeniidae. Gene Ontology annotation, cellular component: postsynaptic density; adherens junction; postsynaptic membrane. The coding region runs from base 902 to 6598 and encodes 1898 amino acids. Gene Ontology annotation, biological process: neurotransmitter receptor transport, endosome to postsynaptic membrane; neurotransmitter receptor transport postsynaptic membrane to endosome.
GACCAAACCGGCCUGCCUCGGCUCAACAGGGAGGUAAGCGCGGCUGUUGCUGAAGUUGAAGCGCCUACUCUGCUCUCACUGGCAAUUCACCCACCUCGGAUCAAAAGAAUGCUCUCUGGUUAUUUUUAUAACUUAUUUUUUAAUGCUUCUAUCAAACGGAAUUUACCGGUGUUUUGGAUAGAUUAAAUUAUACCAGUGUUAGCUAACAGCAGCUUGGCACAAAGACGUUCAGUCACCUAUUAGCUGAUUCUGGCUAACUAUAACUAGCCUGCUAACAACACAGCCGAUGAGGACGAGAACAUCAUUACGCUACCACACUCGGGUUAAUCUCUGCCGACUACCUGCGUGUAAGGUGUUGACUGUUCUGUCAUAGCUAUUUAUCUAUGACUGUAUGAGGCAAGUGGUUGUUUUCAGUCACCACUCAUGACUGCGAUACUUAAAGCAGCGUUUCUGCAUCGCUGGACUGUUGGCUGCACGAUUUUCAGUUAGCCUCGGCAAGAGCUUCGGGGUGGUUUAGGGAUGGUGGCGGUAGCAAAACAAGCUAACGCUUCUCUGUGUGAAGUAGUGAGUGCACGAAAGUGAGGAAACACUUGAAGCAAGUAGGAGUUCUCGGGUUUUAUGUUAAUUUUAAUCCCGGUCUGGAUGACGCUAGGACGAACCUGACAGUCAUUGAACACUUAUGAACCAAGACUGUCAAUAUCGCUAACAGAUCGAAGGGAUUAUUUUUGUCUCUAAGUGGAUUUCGGCCUCCUGUUCAGGAUCAUCGUGGGAACACACUAAGUGUUUUGACAUUGAGCCCACUCCCUCAAGUUACUCUCUCUAUCAGCGACCUUCCCUUGCCUCCCCUCCGAUGCGGAGAUUUUAGUAUCACCGGCAACCAAAUCCACCACGGCGGCCGGACAUGCUGAAGUGUAUUCCCCUGUGGCGCUGCAACCGCCACGUCGAGUCGGUGGACAAGCGGCAUUGCAACUUGCAGACAGUCCCUGAUGAAAUAUUCCGCUACAGUCGCAGUCUGGAGGAACUUCUCCUGGAUGCCAACCAACUCAAAGAGCUACCAAAGCCUUUCUUCAGGCUACUGAACCUACGAAAGCUCGGCCUGAGUGACAAUGAGAUCCAGAGACUUCCUCCAGAAGUGGCCAACUUUAUGCAGCUGGUGGAACUGGACAUCUCCAGAAACGACAUUCCUGAGAUCCCCGAGAGCAUUAAGUUUUGCCGGGCCUUGGAGAUUGCAGACUUUAGUGGAAACCCCCUCUCCAGAUUGCCGGAUGGUUUCACUCAGCUCCGAACACUGGCUCACUUGGCGCUCAACGAUGUGUCAUUACAGACGUUGCCCAGCGACAUCGGAAAUCUGGCCAACCUGGUGACGUUGGAGCUAAGGGAGAACCUGCUGAAGUCUCUGCCCACGUCGCUUUCUUUCUUGGUGAAACUGGAACAGCUGGACCUCGGCAGCAAUGAACUGGAAGUUUUGCCGGACACUCUCGGUGCCCUUCCCAACUUGAGGGAGCUGUGGCUGGACCGUAACCAGUUGUCCUCAUUACCACCAGAGCUGGGAAAUCUUCGGAGGCUGGUUUGUCUAGAUGUUUCAGAGAAUCGUCUAGAGGAGCUUCCCUCAGAGCUGAGCGGCCUCCUGGCCCUCACUGACCUGCUGCUCACACAGAACCUGCUGGAAGUCGUCCCCGACAGUAUAGGAUGUCUGAAACAGUUGUCCAUCCUGAAGGUGGACCAGAACAGGCUGACCAACCUGACUGACUCAUUAGGGGAGUGCGAAAACCUCACAGAACUUGUUCUCACAGAGAACCUUUUACAGUCACUUCCUCGCUCGCUGGGCAAGCUGAAGAAGCUGACCAACCUGAAUGUAGACCGCAACCGGCUGGGCAGCGUGCCCAAGGAGCUAGGCGGGUGUGCCAGCCUAAACGUCCUGUCAUUGAGAGACAACCGCCUGGGCAAACUGCCCGCUGAGCUAGCGGAUGCCACCGAGCUGCAUGUUCUGGACGUAGCUGGAAACAGAUUACAAAACUUGCCUUUUGCCCUGACAAACCUCAAUCUGAAGGCUAUGUGGCUCGCAGAGAACCAGUCACAACCUAUGCUAAAGUUCCAGACAGAGGAUGAUGAGCGAACGGGAGAGAAAGUAUUGACCUGUUAUUUACUGCCUCAGCAGCCUUCCCCAAGCCUUGAGAACCUGCUGCAGAACAGUGUGGAUGACAGCUGGACAGACAGCAACCUGAACCGAGUGUCAGUCAUUCAGUUCCAGGAAGAGACCAAGGCCGAGGAUGAAGAGGAUGAUGAGGCUGCUGCAGAGCGCAGGGGCCUCCAGCGCAGAGCCACACCACACCCCAGUGAGCUGAAGGUGAUGAAGAAGGUGAUAGAGGAGAGGAGGAAUGAAGUCUACACUUCCAGACCUGAUGGAGAAGAGGCUGUUGACGCAGAGGAGAAACGACUCAGUGACCUUUCCAAUCAGAGCCACGACUCUCAGGUGUCUAACAGCACGCUGUCGGCCACCUCCCACGAGGACCGGCAAAAUAUGACUGCAGCCACACAGAGAGAAGAUCUCGUGGAAGGCCAUUGCCCUCAGGAGGAUGAAGACCUGGAUGACAUGGAGGUGGAGUACAUCGAGCCUACUGUGCACUUUGCAGAAGAACCCAUCAUCCGCGGUGGGGAGGAGGAUGAAGAAGAGGACGGAGAGAACGGCGAGCAGAGCGACGAGGAAGACGAGAGACCGGUUUUUCCCGCAGAGAAGCAGCGGCUAAUCAGGAAAGACACACCACACUACAAGAAGCACUUCAAAAUCACCAAGCUGCCCAAACCCGAGGCUGUGGCUGCACUACUUCAGGGCUUCAGUCCUGACGGCCUCAACUCACCAACACAGGCUGCAGAGGAUGAGCAGGAUGAGGAUGAGGAUGAGGAAGAAGAUGAGAGUGUUGGCACCCCUCAACAUCAUCGCAGAAUAGAUGAGCUGGAGGACAGCAGGCAUCAGUGCAACUCCAGUCAAGUAAAGGGGGUGUCAUUUGAUCAAGUCAAUAAUCUGCUGAUUGAACCUGCUCGAAUUGAGGAGGAAGAGCACACGCUGACCAUUGUGAGACAAACAGGCGGUCUGGGUAUCAGUAUCGCUGGGGGGAAAGGAUCUACGCCUUACAAGGGUGAUGACGAGGGAAUCUUCAUCUCCAGAGUAUCUGAAGAGGGUCCUGCAGCAAGAGCAGGGGUGAAAGUGGGAGAUAAGCUCCUAGAGGUAAAUGGUGUUGACCUCCACGAAGCAGAGCAUCACACAGCCGUGGAAGCUCUCCGCAGCUCUGGUGCUACUGUUUCAAUGAUAGUACUGCGGGAGCGCAUGGUGGAGCCAGAGAACGCCAUCACCACCACACCACUGAGGCCAGAGGAUGACUACUUCCCACGGGAAAGACGGAGCAGCGGCCUCGCCUUCAAUAUAGAGACCAGUCCCAGCGGGCCAAGACAGCGGUUCUCCACCUGUUUGAUUCGCAAUGACAAGGGGCUGGGAUUUAGCAUCGCUGGAGGCAAAGGUUCCACACCCUACCGCACAGGAGACACGGGAAUCUACAUUUCUCGAAUUGCAGAGGGUGGAGCAGCACACAGAGACAGCACUCUGCGUGUAGGUGACAGGGUCAUUUCUAUCAAUGGUGUAGACAUGACAGAGGCCAGGCAUGACCAGGCAGUAGCGCUCCUUACCGGCACAUCCCCCACCAUCGCACUAUUGGUGGAGCGAGACCCAAAUGCACCAGGGGGCUCUCCAGGUCAGAAUCGGGCACGUGCCCACUCACCACCGCCCCCAGAGCCUUCAGAGUCUCCCGACCAGGAGGAGGAAGGCCUUCAAGGCAACCACCUAGGCCGGAUGGAGGAUGAGUACCCCAUCGAGGAGGUGACCCUGAUGAAGUCAGGCGGCCCUCUGGGCCUGAGCAUUGUGGGAGGUAGCGACCACGCCAGUCAUCCUUUCGGCAUCAACGAACCCGGGGUGUUCAUUUCAAAGGUGAUUCCUCAAGGUUUGGCUUGUCAAAGCGGACUGCGUGUUGGUGACAGAAUACUAGAGGUGAACGCCAUCGACCUGCGACAUGCCACUCACCAGGAAGCUGUGCGUGCUCUGCUGGCUAACAAGCAGGAGAUCCGUAUGUUGGUACGGAGGGAUCCUUCACCACCUGGGAUGCAGGAAAUUUUUAUCCAAAAGCACCCAGGGGAGAAGCUUGGCAUCAGCAUUCGGGGAGGGGCCAAGGGUCAUGCUGGAAACCCGUUCGACCCUACAGAUGAGGGCAUCUUCAUCUCCAAGGUGAGUUCGACCGGAGCGGCAGCGAGAGAUGGAAGACUGCAGGUUGGCAUGCGUAUCCUCGAAGUAAACAACCACAGUCUGCUGGGAAUGACUCACACAGAAGCAGUGCGAGUACUUCGUGCUGUUGGGGACUCUCUGGUCAUGCUGGUGUGUGACGGCUUCGACCCUCGCAAAGUGGCAGCUGUGGAGGCAUCUCCUGGCAUCAUUGCCAACCCAUUUGCAACCGGCAUUGUACGCAAGAACAGCAUGGAGAGCAUCUCUUCUAUAGAUCGAGACCUGAGCCCAGAGGAGAUGGAAAUAUUACAGAAGGAGUCUGAGAUGGUGAGGGAGACGUCACAGUGGGAACGAGAGGAGAUGGAAAAAGUGGAGCGCAUGCGCUUGGAGCGUGAGGAGGCAACUCGCCUGCUAGAAGAGGAAACAGAGAAUAUCAGCACCGGACCAUUAAAACUUGACUACAAAACUUUGGCUGCGCUGCCCACCACCAGUCUGCAGAAGGUCAAUAGAGCGCCCUCCUCCGAUUACACCAGGACAGACAGCCCAAUCAGGGAAGCACCUUACUCUCCUACUAUCCAACCGGCAAACAUUCAUUACACCUCCACUCCCACUGCCAAGGACAUUACUUCAUCAACGAGACCUGGUGCCAUUCAGCCAGUUGGGCGUGUGCUACCCAGCACCUCCCCCGCCACGCCAGACCGCCACAGUCCCAACCCCUUUCAGCACGGCCCCUCUCCCUUCAACUCCCAGACCUCUCCUCGUGCCCCCUCCCCUACUUCGCCUGAUGAGUUUCCAAUGAAUGUCAAACAGGCAUACAAGGCGUUUGCCGCCGUGCCUCGCUCACUGGCAGUGCUGGAGCCGCCGCAGGACCUUUAUGGUGUGAGGAACAAUUUCCAUCCAAAGCAACCUUCUCCAGAGCCUGAGUUGGACGAGGUGUUUGAUGACAUAGAUGGUCAGGAGGGAGCUGGUAAGGGUCUGACCAGCAAGGUCUCCCCUCUGCCUUCUGUCUCUUCUGACCGCCGGGAGUAUUUAAACUUGGCAGCAGUGCCUCGCCGCUCAAGGCCUUUCCAGGAUCUGCAGAGUCCGUCUCCUGGUGGUAAGGACAGCCCAGAGCAGCGCUCUUUCAGGGACAGGCAGAAGUACUUUGAGAUUGAUGUGAAGCAGCAAACACCAGAAAAACCCAAACCACGAGUGUCCCUUGUUGGAGAGGAUGACCUCAAGAAAAUGAGGGAAGAGGAAGAGAGGAAGUUUGAGCAGCGGGCACGGGAAUACCUGCUGGAUGAAGAUGAGGAAGAUGAGGAGGAAGACCUGGCUAAGCAGGUAGCACAGAUGAAGGCCACGGGCAAAGUCUUGUUGGAUGGAGUGGAGUACAAGGUAGAGCCAGUAUCCACCCCAUCUCAGCACUGUUCUACACCACCAAGCUACAACGUCACACCACCAAGCUACUGUGGCAGCUCAGGGCCUUCAUCAAUUGAUGGAAAGGGAGACUCUCAAAGAAAUUCACUGGAAGAUAGCUUCAGGCUGGAGCAGAGGCCCAACUCUAUGACAGGCCUGAUCCCAGUGUACCCAGGGGAGUCAGCCGCUCCCAUCCGCACAGCUAAAGCAGAGCGCAGACAUCAAGAGAGACUCCGCAUGCAGAGCCCCGAGCUGGCGGUGGCCCCUGACAAGGACCUGUCCCCUGCAGAGAAACGAGCUCUGGAAGCUGAGAAGAGGGCCAUGUGGAGGGCAGCACGGCCCUAUGGCCUUGAGGAGGAUAUUAGACAGUAUGAGCAGGACCUGGCAAAGAGGCUCUACCAGGCCCGAGUGAGGGCCUCGCAGGGUGCUGCUGCGGCCCCCCCGCCCCCCACUUCCUCCUCUACCUCCUUCUCUGCAGCCUCCCAGCUCAGGAUGAAGUCUCUGGAGCAAGAUGCACUGAAAGCUCAAAUGGUCAUUGCCAAGUCUCGCGAUGGGAAGAAGCGUGGGACACUAGACCAGCUGACAGAGUCACCCUCGCCUGCUCCAACACCAUCUCCCACUCCCAUGGAAGAGCUCAAUCCUCGAGGAUUAACUUCACCAGGCAGGCUGUCCCUGUCAUCAAAGAAGUUUGACUACCGACAGUUUGCUGCCAUUCCUUCUUCCAAACCCGUAUACGACAUCCAGUCCCCGGAAACAGCUGAAGAGAUGCAAUACAUUGACGACGGCUCCAGCAACCCAGGGCACACUGCAAGCCCUGAAGUCGAGGUUCCCACUCCGGUGCCUGCAACUUCUGCCCUUGAGGAAAUGGCCCUGUACAGCAACAAACGCAAACUGAGGCAGGGCCGCCGCAGCCUGGAAACCGCAGUGCCCACAUAACACCUCAGUGACAGAAUACCAAAAGCAUCAUGCGAAACAUAACAUUUAUAUACACUGUGGAAUCCACAGGAGGUGCAGAUUCACUACAUGCUGCGCGGUGUCUGUAGAGCAAGGUUUACUCUACCCUAUAUAACCACUGCAAAGACUAUGAAGCUGAUAGUCGCCACACAUAGACACUCAUAUCUUGCGUGCCAGUCUUGCCUUUACAGUCUCUGGGUGAGUUGGCAAGUUGCUCAACAGUCACUAAAGGGCCAGAAAGAGCUAGUUUGGUUAGCUAGGAUUGCUACUUACAAUUCUUUAUUUUAUGCAGCCUUCGGUUUUCCUGAUAAACUUUGUUCCAUUUUAACUUGAGGGUGAUCGAAGUUUUUAGUUUUUCUUUUUUUUUUGUUCUUUAAACGUACUGGAAAAAAAAUGGGUCAAAGAUAUACUAACUUCUUGAAUGAUAUCUUGAAGCUUUCAGUGAUGAGACUGUAAAAUGUCUUAUGUUUAAGUCUGGGGCAAGCAGGAGUGUAUAUAUUAAUUGCGGAGGGAACAACUUGCUACCUUCAUAGUCACAAAUUGUGGAGAGCUUUUUUUUUUUUUUUUAAGUACAUAUCAUUUUUGCACUGCCACUGAUCAGCUUUUUGAGAACCUAUAUCUUAAUUUAUUGUUUUUACUAUUUUAGUCAAAUUUAAGCCCUUCUUUUAACGCUUUAACCCAUUCAGUCUUUUUGGAUUCAAGAGGAUGACUUCAGGCAUAUCAUAUUAGUCCACAAAAUGAUUUUUUUUAAUAACGAGUCAGAUUUUUACUGGUAAUUUGCAUAUCACUAUUUUAUUGAAUCUACUUUAUACAUUCUUAAUCACCACAGGUUUUGUGGCAAGCGGUGUUGGACUGUUUAAACAAUGCACAGUGGUUUUUUAACAGUAAAGGGUCACAUCAAAAUGUUUGUUCUUGUUGUUUCAGCAGACUUUAAAAGAUCCCCGAUCCCAAUUAUUUACAUUCCCCUGUAGAGAAUAUGACUACACUGGAGGCAGCAGCACUGAGCAGGUGGAUACUCAACAGUUAAAAAUACUAAUAUUUGGGAACCAUGCAUUUUAGCGUCACCUAUUCAUGGUACUUAUCCUGCCCUGUUAGGGGUAUUGUUUUGCUUAUCAAUGUGAAUCACUCAUUUAUAUUCUUGCAGUAUCUAGAGGUAUGCCACAGUGAUGUGAAGGUAGCAGGUUUAUUUUUCUGUCUAUGGUUAAUUUAAAUCUGAUACCACUGAAAAUCAUUUAUUAUUGUGUGAAUAAUGUACAAAUACUGAAAGAAAAACAAAUUCUAGGUUUGAAACUGAGCCAGUCUUGACCUAGACAAAAACAAGUGUCUGGACUGCUGAGACAGGUUUGAACAGGCUUGGUUGUUGGGAUGCCCUCUGCAUGUAUAUUGGUUUAUUAAUGGGAGAGCUGGGAGAGGCAGAACCAAUCAGGAAUCCCUCUCAAGACAUGGAUCAUAUUCAGCUUGUAGCAAUUAUGGUAAAUUAAUGUAGGGUCUUCUAAUUAUAGCUUUUCAAGUUGCGCUCACUGACUGAAAUUCAGUUUGAUAACAUUUGCAAUGGUUUCUUUUUUUCCCCUUUUUUUUACUUUCAGUAGGUAAAUCCUUUAUCAGAUGGGUUUCACUACAUUAUUGAUGCUGUGUUUCAAGUUAAUGUGUUUAUUCUUUGGGGGCUUUUACUUGCAAAUAGGUCGGAGGAAAAGGGUAAGAAGUCCUAGGGUUGAGGGUUAUAGCUCAUACAAGACUGUAACUAGUGAAUUUGUACAACCAAAGAAGUCUAUUUUGUGGUUCAGGAAUAAUAAAUUUUACUUUUCAUUUAAGAA